AUGGGUCAGACCUGAAGCUAUUGAGUAAACACCAAACAAAAAGAGGAAUUUGAGUGCAAUCUCAUACCUAGAAAGGGCACGCAAGUGGUGACCACUGACACCUUCAUCUCUACUGAAGCCAGCUCAUCUCCUAGGAAGAAGAAAAGGGCCAGUAAAAAGAAGAAAAGAGUUAAGAAAAAUAAGAUGAGAAAGUCUAAGAGUACUGCUAUAAUGGCACCAAGCUUCGGCAGUAGCCAAUUGAACCAGAAAAUUGAUGAAAUUGCAUUGGAUAAAAGACUUUCGAGCCCCUUGCCCUUGCUAGUUCCUGAUCCCGACUAUAUCGGGACUAACAGGCACUAUAUCUCGCUUUUUAAGGAGUCUCAUUCAAACUGUUGUGAGCUUAUGAACCUCAUGGAUGAUGAAGACAUGUGGAACCUCGUAAAAGAUAAGAACAAUAUCCAACUAUUCAAAAUCAUAAGAAAGCUAAAACCCUCAGAAUGAUUCAUUAAGCGUAUUGUUGAAAUAGACGGUGACAAGGAUGAAGUCAUCGAGUGCUUCAGAGACGUAGACUUCCAGCUAUCUAUAAACAGUAAACUUAAGACACUGGAUCUGAUCGACCAAAUUACUGAGGAAGCCAGCAUCACUCAUCAGAUCUCAAAGGGGUUCUUCCCAGUAAAUGGGAGAGAAUUCUACACAUUUUCGAACAGAUAUGACCUUAAUCCAAGGAUCUCGGUCAUUUGUAACCAUAAUGUUGAGAGUGAAGAUUUUCCGAAACUAAAGAAAGUUACCAGAGGCACUAUUAGUACCAUCUUCGUCUUCGAAAAGCUACAAAAAUCCUCUAACUCCACUGUAGCUCCAAUCAGGACGAGGAUCACCAACGUGCUGAAUGUAGAUCUGAAGGGUAAAAUCCCUGCCUUCAUCUCAGGAAUUAUGGCGAACACCAUGCACAGUAGUUUUGCCUUGAUGAAGAAAAAGAUGGAGCAAAGGUUGGCUGGGCAGAACUAGGACAAACAGAAAUAAAAUAUAGUAAGGAAUUUCACAUUUAAAAUCUU
Messenger RNA from Moneuplotes crassus, 1031 nucleotides. The record is from the annotation of a GenBank genome assembly. NCBI's taxonomy places the organism in Eukaryota, Ciliophora, Spirotrichea, Euplotida, Euplotidae.